Messenger RNA from Populus trichocarpa (black cottonwood), 1681 nucleotides. Its product is annotated as dof zinc finger protein DOF5.7. The record is from RefSeq and is a predicted model, not a curated record. The transcript has a single exon. Gene Ontology annotation, molecular function: DNA binding; DNA-binding transcription factor activity. Gene Ontology annotation, biological process: regulation of DNA-templated transcription. Lineage: Eukaryota; Viridiplantae; Streptophyta; Magnoliopsida; Malpighiales; Salicaceae. Bases 306 to 1340 code for a protein of 344 amino acids.
AGUUAAAUCCGCGCUCUCUUUCACACACAGAGAGAAAGAGAAAGAGAAAGAGAAAGAGGGAGAGGGAGAGAGCUUUACCAGAUCUAAACCCAGCUACUUACAUCACAAAGCUUCCUUUCCCCAAACAGAACUCCUGUCUUGAUGAAUAUCACAAGACCCCAUCAACAUCCCCUCUCCACCCCAUGCAUGACAUCAUUGAAUUGAGUAUCUUUGCCUCUGCAAGAAGAAACUGAGCAAUCCAUCGCAUACGCAACCUUGCUAAUUUACACACAGCCAUUCUUUUCUCUCUCACUUUCUUUCCCUCCAUGGUGCCCCCAGAUAAUCUUCAGGAGAAACAGACCUCCAAAGAAGACAACCAAAGCUCUUCUAGUAGCCGUAAAACAGCCACGACAAGGCCACAAGAGCAAGCCUUGAAGUGUCCAAGAUGUGAGUCACCCAACACAAAAUUCUGCUACUACAACAAUUACAGCUUAACACAGCCCAGACAUUUUUGCAAGACCUGUAGAAGGUACUGGACUAAAGGAGGAGCCUUGCGCAGCGUACCCAUCGGCGGUGGCUGUAGAAAGAACAAGAAGAUAAAGUCAUCUUCAAGGCUCUCAAGUGACUCCAAAGACUCCAGUGGCUCCUCAGAGAUCGCUGGAUUCAGCUUCUUUCAUGGACUCUCCCCAGCCGUUGAUUUUAAUCUUGGUGGGUUAUCAUUUCCUAGGCUAAACCCUUCACAAAAUGGCUUAUAUAAUCAUUUCCCUUCAUUUGGGGAUAUUUCAGCAACUUCAGCAGCUGCAGCUACUGUUACUAGUCCUUCUUUCACUCUUGAUCCAUCUGUGAGCUCCACCGGUUCUUGUUCCUUAAUGGGGUUUAAUUAUCCACUUACUUCGGUUGCUAGUGGGUUUUGUGGUGCAAUUCAGGAGAACAUUGGUGGUGCUUCAAUGAAUAUCAACACUAAUCUCCCGUCUUCAAUUGAGUCUCUGAGUUGUAUAAACCAAGAUUUACACUGGAAGUUGCAGCAGCAGAGAUUGGCUAUGCUAUUUGGUACAGGAGAAAAUCAUAAAGAUGGCAGCACUGUUUCUACAGAUCCUAUUGAGAACCAGGUACAGAAACCACAGCCUAUUAUGUUUGAAAAUCUUGAAAUUUCAAAACCACAAGUAUGCGCAGCUGGUAAUUCAAGAAAAGAAGGUGCAGCUAGUGGUGAUACAGCAACAGAAUGGUUCUUUGGGAAUUCAUAUUCUCAAGUGACUGCAACGCCAACAAAUACUAGCAACAAUGGCAAUAAUGACAACACAGGCAAUUGGAAUGGGGUUCAAGCAUGGGGUGAUUUGCAUCAGUAUAGUGCUUUGCCCUAGACAAGAAAGUAUCAAGAUCAAGUAGACAUUAUUGAAGCAAAUAGGAAAAAAAAAACGACAAUAUUAUCUAAAUCCCAAUUUAGAGGUACAAAGAUCAACUUGUAAAAGUUGGGAAAAAUGAGACCGUAUUUAUCUUCUUUUUUUUUUUGUAUUGGUACUUAGCAAGACGUUGGAGAAUAUUAAUUAAUAGUAUCGCUUAAUUUAGGUCUUGCUGUUGCUACACUUGUGCUGAUAAUAUUUCUUUUCGCUAUUCGAUGUAUCGCUUAAUUUUGCAUAUUUACUACAAAGAUGCAGGACUCCUGCUAGCUGUUUAUGAUAGAAAUAAAAGGCCAGUUUCAGAU